AUGGAUAAAUUGAUGUCGGUACUCUUGAUUGGAGGCCUCAUACGGUUUGUAUUACCCACAAUUUUACCGAGGUUGCCGUUGAAUUUAUCAUCAUCUAUAGAAAUAGCGACGCCGUUAACUUCGUUUAAAUCGCUACAAGAAGCAUUCUACUAUUUACAACAUGAUAUUAAUUUAUACGAUGGAGGAGUAAAUCAUCACCCCCCAUUAUUAGUUAUUUUGCUUAAUGCUAUUGACGAAUAUUUACCAAGGAGAUUGGGUGAGAUCGUAUUCAAUGGAGUAUUCACGGGAGUAGAUUUGAUAAUUGCAUGCCGAUUGAUACACAUAAAUAAAUGGUACAACAAACAUAUGUCCCAGAGAACUGGAAGAUCGAUACAAGGUUUCAGUGAUGAUUUGAUAGCCGCAUUUUACUUGUUCAAUCCGCUCUUAAUAUUGACGAACAUAUCACACUCGACGUUGUGCUUCACCUUAAUGGCAAUCACUGAGUCAUUGUAUCAACUAGUGAUACGCAGAAACCUCCCAAGAUCCGUGAUAAGUAUGGCUAUAGCGAGCUAUCUUUCUUUCCGUCCCAUAUUUUUGAUCAUUCCCCUUUUGGGAUUGGCUCAUUCGCUCGACAGAGAUUGGAAAACAGUAUAUGCCCACGGAAUCGGUUUGUUUACGUCCGCAUGUGGUAUAUUGGUCUUGACAUCUUUCAUGAUGACGGCGUCGUUCCAGUUCCUCGAUCUGUGCUACGGAAUUGUCAUCAAAUUUAACAAGAUCACCCCUAAUCUCGGCUUAUGGUGGUAUAUCUUCACCGAGAUGUUCGAUUUCUUCACGCCCUUCUACGUGGGCGUAUUCAACCUCUUCUCGAUAAUUUUCGUCAUCCCCUUCACCUUGAGGCUCUUCGAAUUCAACCACAAGUCGGCCAAACCCACGGGAGACGCAUUUUUGGCCGUGGUCACGUCGUACAUAUGGCUUUCGUUUACAAAAUCGUACCCAGCCGUCGGCGACCUUGCCUUUGCCUUGUCGCUCAUCCCAAUCUUCAAAGACACCGUCAUUCCCCAUUGCAAGUACCCAUUCUUAACGGCGCUUGUGCUCUUGGUGGGGUUGCUCUUGUCCCCCAUUUUCUACUACUGUUGGAUCGUCUUGGGCACCGGUAACUCCAAUUUCUUCUACAGUAUCAAUUUGGUCUGGGGUAUUGUCCACGGCUUGAUUCUCACCGAUUUGGUUUGGGGCAAGUUGAUCUUCGACUACAUCGAACUCAAUGACGUUCCCGCCGAGCAAAUCCCGAAGUUGAGGCUCACCCAGAUCUGA
Messenger RNA from Debaryomyces fabryi, 1290 nucleotides. Its product is annotated as GPI-anchor transamidase subunit. The coding region runs from base 1 to 1290 and encodes 429 amino acids. Gene Ontology annotation, biological process: protein localization to cell surface; attachment of GPI anchor to protein. The record is from RefSeq and is a predicted model, not a curated record. The transcript has a single exon. Gene Ontology annotation, cellular component: membrane; GPI-anchor transamidase complex. NCBI's taxonomy places the organism in Eukaryota, Fungi, Ascomycota, Pichiomycetes, Serinales, Debaryomycetaceae.